CAGUGGACCAGUGUUAGAGACUACUGAACACCAUUUGCCAAUAUAGAGGGCUACAAAGCCUAUUAGCACAGAGCCCGCUUAUGAUUCCCUUUCUGUGCACGGCAUCCUUGAAUAGACCACACAAAGAUCCUUAAGCCAAAAUCCCUCCCUGGUAUUUAAUUCUAAAUGAGUAAUUACUGGGUGUGUCAGUGUGUCUUAGGUUUGCAGGUAGGCUGGGUGAAGGAGCUCAUUUGCACGCUGGCUUUGGAGUGAAUUGCACUCUCAGAUAGACACACACACACUUUGAAAGACGCUGCAUCCCUGAGGAGCCACUGAAGAACCCCUUUCACUUAGUGGGGACAGACCACAUACAGCCGCCAAGAUGGUUGACAUGGGGGGACUGGAUAACCUGGUGGCCAACACGGCCUACCUAAAAGCUCAGGGGGGUGAUGACAAGGAGAUGAAAAAGCGCCGUCGCAGCUUGUCUCUCCCCAAACCUGAGCAAUGUUCUGCAGUACGAGCCUCCAUUGACAAGGACUUUACAUCAAUUUGUGAAAGGCAACCUGUAGGCAAAAGGUUUUUUCGUGAGUUCCUGGCAACUAAGCCUGAGUUUAAGCUUGCUGCUGAUUUCCUGGAUGAGCUGUACGACUGGGACCUGGCUGAAGGUGCAACUAAAGACAAGGCACGCCAAAACAUCAUCAACAAGUACUGCAAGGCUGACUCCAAGAACUUCCUCUCAUUUCUUUCUGGGGAGGCUGCUGAAAAAUGCAAGUCUGUGACAGAUGCUAACUUUGAGGAGGUGAUGAAAAACAAAGUCCAGGAAGGUGUAAGAGAAUAUCUAAAAAACAAACCCUUCACAGAAUACCAGUCAAAUCCACUCUUUGAUAAAUUCCUUCAGUGGAAAGAAUAUGAGAAACAGCCCAUCAGUGAUAAAUACUUCUAUGAAUUCAGAACUCUGGGCAAAGGAGGCUUCGGAGAGGUAUGCGCUGUUCAGGUGAAGAACACAGGCCAGAUGUAUGCCUGCAAGAAGUUGUGUAAAAAGCGACUGAAGAAGAAGGGUGGUGAAAAGAUGGCCCUGUUGGAGAAGAAGAUCUUGGAGAAGGUUAACAGCCUGUUUCUGGUCAACUUGGCAUAUGCUUAUGACACCAAGACCCACCUGUGCCUUGUCAUGACCCUGAUGAAUGGAGGAGACCUCAAGUACCACAUUUACAACAUAGGCUAUGAUGGCAAGGGUGUGGACAAAGGAAUUGAGAUGAAGCGCAUCAUCCACUACACAGCACAGAUCACCACCGGCAUUCUGCAUCUGCACGAGAUGGAUAUCGUAUAUCGUGACAUGAAGCCAGAGAACGUGUUGCUGGAUAGCCAAGGCCAGUGCCGACUUUCAGAUUUGGGUCUGGCCAUAGAGAUUGUUCCAGGGAAGACCGUCAACCAGAUGGCUGGUACUGGAGCAUACAUGGCCCCUGAGCUGCUUAACAAAACUCCAUACAGAACAUCAGUGGACUGGUGGGCCCUGGGUUGCAGUAUCUAUGAGAUGGUGGCUGGCUACACACCUUUCAAAGGCCCUGAGAGCAAGAAGGAGAAGGUGGAGAAGGAAGAGGUACAGCGUCGUAUUCUCAACGAGGAACCCAAGUGGGAGCACAAAUGCUUUGAUGCUGUCACCAAGGACAUCAUCCAGCAGUUCCUCAAGAAGAAAAUAGAAGAACGUCUGGGCAUGAAGAACAACAUGGAGGAUCCCAGGAAACAUGCGUGGUUCAAGUCCAUCAAUUUCCCCCGUUUGGAGGCUGGGCUGGUGGAUCCUCCUUGGACGCCCAAACCCAACGUUGUCUAUGCCAAGGACACCGGCGACAUCGCAGAAUUCUCCGAGAUCAAGGGCAUCGAAUUUGACGCCAAGGAUGAAAAAUUCUUCAAGGAAUUUAGCACAGGUGCUGUGCCCAUUCAGUGGCAGCAGGAGAUGAUUGAAACUGGACUGUUUGACGAGCUCAAUGAUCCCAACAGGAAAGAGGGUGGAGGAGAUCCCGAUGAUGAAAAGAAGUCUGGCACAUGUAUAUUGCUGUGAGAAGCCACGUGUUUGAUAUCACACACCAGUAUUAACGCUCAAUAAUUUGUUUGUCUAAGUCAGAUGCAUAUUAACACUGAUUUAAAAGAUGGAUCGUAUUUUUAUGAAAGAGCCAAGCACAAGCAUCCAUGUUGAGAAAGAUGUAUCAUCCCUGUCCUGUAAGGGUGCUCAUGAUUUAGUGAUUUACAGCUUUUGAGGCAAGGUUCAGUAAAAUAUGGAGGAUGUGAUGAUGUAUUUGAGCUUUAUCUCUCUGGUUUACAGCUUCUUUUGCAAACAUUUGGACCGACAUUUGGUAUUUAAUGAUGAGACUUUCAACCAUAUUAAACAUAAAUGACUGCUAAGAGUAAUUUUUACAACCUUUUUAUUAAAGAUACCAGUGUUAGAUUAGUAGGGUAAAGACCUCUGUGCCAGAAGCACUAUACUAUUUUAUGAAAAUAAGAAGAAAAAAAAAGAAAAUGUCUAAAACUGUCUCAAACUGUCUCAGUAUGUGCUUGGAGAAUUUCCUACUGAAGCAAUGCAUCACACUUAACAAUAAGCUUUAAUCCAGUUGGAGCAAAUUUAUUCUAGACCUUGAAACUGUUCACUUGGAGUAUCUUCUAGUGCACUGUGUAAAAGUUACAGCACUUCAUAACACUUCCCCACCAUCUUAUGAUGCCAACAUAUGUCACACUGUCUCUACAAUGAAGAGAACUUUUUAAAGAGCACAUCUGGCAUAGAUAAUUGUAGUGUUUAAUAUUGUAUGCUGUGAUCCUUAAACCUGAUAAUUAAGGCUGAUCACUGCAUUUACACAUUUUAGUUUUAUAUAAGCUAUAAAGGUCAUUUGUUGCUAAUGUUUUAUUGUAUAUAAAGAAAUCUAUAUCUAUGCACAGAGAGAAAGGCGAAUAUGGAAGUAUUUUAAAAUUAGUAUUUAUUUGAAAGAAAAUGAAGAAACUAAACACCUUUUGUCUGAGUCCCUCUACUGUUGGUGCUAUGAGGCUCAACUUAGUGAGAAUGAAGACUCUGUAGCCCUGGGAUGCUGGGAGAGAGACAAGUACACAAAUGGCAGCUAAUUGCUGCACACGAAGGAGGAAAAUUUAGAGGAAUUGGGCAAUAAAUUCCUGUACCAGGAAUGUGCAGGUUGCCCUGUCAACGGCCCCGAAACACUGAUACUUCAGGGCUCUUUUCUUAGUUUGAGAUAAGUGUGAGUAACUCAAAGAUAGGCCUUUAUUAGUCCCACACUGGGGAAAUUUACCACUAAUCAGACCCUGAAAAAGACUCCACUAUUGUGGUCCUUAAGUUAAGUAUAGAGACUUGGGCUAGUUCAAAAGAAAAUCCUUGUUGUUCUUGUUUACUUGUCUCAGGGUAGUUAUUUCCAGAUGCUGGGCAGGGUUGAGUUUUUACAGUUAAGGUUAAUAUGAUCUAAGUAUAUAUGAGACAUGUAAUUGUAAAUAUAACAUAAGAGGAAUUGCUACUAUAGAAAUAUCAGAUAUAGAGCAGAAAUU
Molecule: messenger RNA, 3516 nt
Organism: Scatophagus argus
Lineage: Eukaryota; Metazoa; Chordata; Actinopteri; Scatophagidae
Gene: grk7a
Product: G protein-coupled receptor kinase 7a
Exons: 4
Coding region: 362-2035 (557 amino acids)
Biological process (GO): protein phosphorylation; regulation of signal transduction; signal transduction
Cellular component (GO): cytoplasm
Molecular function (GO): rhodopsin kinase activity; ATP binding
Source: RefSeq, a predicted model, not a curated record